Puccinia triticina is the source of this 3303-nucleotide messenger RNA. RefSeq lists its product as uncharacterized. Gene Ontology annotation, molecular function: aminoacyl-tRNA deacylase activity; isoleucine-tRNA ligase activity; ATP binding. The record is from RefSeq and is a predicted model, not a curated record. Lineage: Eukaryota; Fungi; Basidiomycota; Pucciniomycetes; Pucciniales; Pucciniaceae. The transcript is spliced from 13 exons. Bases 1 to 3303 code for a protein of 1100 amino acids. Gene Ontology annotation, biological process: isoleucyl-tRNA aminoacylation.
AUGGAAAAUUUCCCGCCACAUGACCCCAACGCCCCAUUCAGUUUUCCGAAAGAAGAAGAGAAAGUGUUGGAAUACUGGAAUUCGAUCAACGCAUUCCAGACCUCCAUAACACAAAGCAAAAUCGAAUUAGAGGCCGGCCAACGGAAACGCUGGAACUUCUACGAUGGCCCUCCCUUUGCCACCGGGCUGCCCCAUUACGGACAUCUUCUGAUGGGAACAGUCAAAGACAUUGUUACCCGAUUUGCCCAUUCAGAUGGAAACUACGUCGAGCGCCGAUUCGGAUGGGACUGCCACGGCUUACCGGUCGAACACGAGAUUGAUAAGAAACUGCAAAUCAAAUCGAAGCAAGACGUCCUCGAUAUGGGCAUCCCGAAAUAUAACGCUGAAUGUCGGGCGAUCGUCAUGCGUUACUCCAAGGAGUGGAGAGCAACCAUCGAGCGAAUGGGCCGCUGGAUCGACUUUGACAACGAUUACAAAACAUUGAAUGUCAGCUACAUGGAGAGCAUCUGGUGGGUCUUCAAGCAGCUCUGGGAGAAGGAUCAAGUCUACAGGGCCAGUCGAGUGAUGCCCUACUCAACUACCUGCACCACUCCCCUGUCGAACUUCGAAGCGGGAAGUGAUUAUCGAGACGUCAAUGACCCGGCGGUCACAGUCUCCUUCCCCUUACUCGACGAUCCGACCACUUGUUUGCUUGCCUGGACCACGACACCGUGGACACUUCCGUCAAAUUUGGCUGUCUGCGUUCAUCCUGAGUUGACCUACAUCAAAAUAUUUGAUGAGCAGCACCAGAAGAACUUCAUCAUUUGUGAAAAACUACUCGGGACACUCUACAAGGACCCCAAGAAGGCCAAGUUCAAAAAAGUAGCGACUUACGUAGGAAAAGAGCUCGAAGGUUGGAAGUACGAACCCCUAAUGAACUACUUCUACGACCAGUACAAAGAUACCGCAUUCAGGGUUGUAACAGAUACCUAUGUCACUUCGGAUUCGGGUACCGGCAUUGUCCAUCAAGCCCCAGCGUUCGGUGCCGAGGAUCACGAAGUGUGCAAACGUCAUGGUAUUGUUCCUGCGGACGUGAUCCCUCCUUGUCCAAUAGACGACGGCGGCCGCUUCACGAGUGAAGUUCCGGACUUUCAAGGCCAACACGUUAAGGAGGCAGACCCACAUAUCACCAAGUUUUUGAAGCAGAAAGGACGGGUGAUCGUCCAAAGUCAAAUCAAGCAUUCUUACCCAUUCUGUUGGAGAUCAGGUACACCUCUCAUUUACCGUGCGAUUCCUGCGUGGUUCGUGAGAGUUCAACCGGUAAUCGAUCAAUUGGUGGAGAAUAAUCGUCAAACUCGCUGGGUACCAGCUGCAGUCGGAGAAAAUCGAUUCCAAAACUGGCUGGCUAAUGCACGCGAUUGGAAUAUUUCCCGAAACCGAUACUGGGGCACACCGCUCCCCAUCUGGGUCAGUGAUGACUAUGAAGAACAAAUUUGCGUGGGAUCAAUUGAAGAAUUGAAUGCACUGUCUGGGUGCGGAAUUUUGAAAGAUCUGCAUCGGGAGUCAGUCGACAAAAUCCUGAUCCCCUCACGAAUGGGGAAAGGAAUGCUGAAGAGGGUGGAUGAAGUAUUCGACUGCUGGUUUGAAUCAGGAAGUAUGCCGUAUGCUCAGGUUCACUACCCUUUCGAGAACAAGGAAGCGUUUGAGUCUGCUUUCCCAGCCCAGUUUAUUGCUGAAGGCAUGGACCAGACUAGAGGAUGGUUUUACACUCUCCUCGUGCUUUCGACUCAUCUUUUCCAGAAGGCACCUUGGCAAAACCUGAUUGUAUGUGGAUUGGUCUUGGCUGAGGACGGGAAAAAGAUGAGUAAGAGCUUGAAGAAUUAUCCGAAUCCGAAUGUGAUCUUAGAUCUCUAUGGAGCCGAUCCUCUUCGACUAUUUUUAAUCAAUUCACCCGUGGUCAGAGGAGAAAACCUCCGUUUCAGAGAGGCAGGGGUUAAGGAAGUUGUCAGUCGGGUUAUGCUUCCUUGGUUGAAUUCGUAUCGGUUUUUCCUGGGACAAGUUGCACUGUUGAAGAAAGUCUCCGGGAUCGACUUUGAGUAUGAUCCGAAAGCAAAAUUAUCUGAAAACGUGAUGGAUCGAUGGGUCUUGGCGCGUUGUCAGGGAUUGAUUAAAUACGUCCGAGCUGAAAUGGAGGCGUACCGACUAUACACCGUCGUCCCACAGAUGUUAGACCUUGUAGAUGAACUGACAAACUGGUACAUUCGAUUCAACCGGAGAAGACUGAAGGGCGAAAACGGCGCGGAGGAUGCUGUUGUUGCUCUGAACACCUUAUUUGAAACUUUAUUCACACUUUGCCGCACACUUUCUUCAUUCACACCGUUUCUCACCGAAAACAUUUAUCAAGGACUUCGCAGUUUCUUCCCCAAAGGAAAUCAAGACUUGGGUUACGGCGAUGACCUCCGAUCUGUUCAUUUCCUUCGGUUCCCCGAAGUUCGUGCCGAAUACUUCGACCCCGUCAUUGUUCGCCAAGUCAAACACAUGCAAACUGUCAUCAACUUGGGUCGAACGAUUCGAGAAAGGAAAACGAUUUCGCUUAAAACACCCUUGAAGGAGCUGGUAGUCUUCCACACCGACCCAGAAUAUCAUGAAGAUGUCAAGAAACUGCAAAACUAUGUAGAGGACGAGUUGAACGUACACCAAAUAACCUACAGUAGUGAUGAGGCGGCAUGUGGAGUGAAAUAUAGAGUAGGGGCGGACUGGGCCGUCUUGGGUCGUCGACUGAAAAAAGAUUUAGCCAAAGUGAAACGUGGCUUGGAGUCGACCACCUCAGACCAACUGAAAAGCUACAUCGAGACCUCAAAAAUGACCAUCGAAGGCAUUGAAAUCGGUCUAGGUGAUCUCACAGUUAGUCGCUAUGUCGACAAAGAAGCCUCCAGUUCAGACGACUCUCCUAGUGCGCCGGCAUACGAAAAUAACACCGACGAGGACGUGGUAGUUCUGCUUGAUUGUAAACUUCGCCCCGAGCUUGAAUCCGAAGGGUUCGCGCGAGAAUUGAUGAAUCGGAUCCAAAGAUUACGCAAGAAAGCCGGCGCCGUUCAAACAGACGACUUGGACGUCUACUACAGCUUUUCGGAAGACUCAAGCCCGGAAGCCAACCAAUUCUUUGAAAGCGUCUUGGCUACCCAAGGAGAGGUGCUCUGUCGGGUCUUGAGAAAGGUACCCGAACCUGACUCUCUUAGAGAUUCCUCUAAACCUGUCCUUGCUCAAGAAUUGCAGGAAAGAUGGGGAGACCAGAAAGUCACUUUGACACUUGUUCGUGUCUAG